GGCAAGAAUUAGUUCGAGAGAGUCAUUAUACAAAGCAACUGCUUGUGUUGUGAGAAAUGGAAGUGAAAGCUGAGAUUGUAUCUAAGGAGACAAUAAAGCCAUCUUCUCCAACAUCCAAUAAGCUUUUCAAACUCUCUCUCCUCGAUCAAUUGGCUCCUCCAUUUUACGUUCCUAUUCUCCUCUUUUACUCUGCUUCCGAUGCCACACACAACAAACCAAUAUCUCAUUAAUUGAAGGCUUCUUUAUCACAAGUCCUCACUCUCUAUUAUCCCUUUUGCGGAACCUUCAGAGUCAACUCAACCGUUGAGUGCAACGAUGAGGGCGUUGUUUUCACCGACUGUAGAGUCCUCAUGGAACUCUCAAGCCUUCUUAAAAACCCUGACCUUCACCAUAUCAACCACCUUUUCCCAUGCGAUCCCUACAACUCUGCAAGGGAAACUCUCACUGGGAACAUGGCAGUUCAUUUCAACCACUUCACUUGUGGAGGUUUUGCGCUUGGCGUCUGCUUCUCACACAAGAUCGCUGAUGCUUCCACAGCUGCAUCCUUCCUCACUGCUUGGGCUGCAACAUCAAGAGGCAACAAACCGAUACUACCACAAACGGAAGAAGGCGCACAGGUUUUUCCGCCGAGGAAGAUAGAAAUGGACAUGAUUCGUGGCAUGAUGGGCCAAAAAAGCAUUGUCACAAAGAGGUUUGUGUUCAACAGGACGAACAUAUCUAGACUGAAGCAGAAGCUGGGGAGCUUCGAUUUCACUCCCACUAGUGUUGAAGCCGUGACANAACAGGUGAAAAAGUCUCAAACAUUUCUUUUCUACCUUCCCCCUUCUUUCACCAUGUCUACCUAUUUUGAUUAUGUGAAUACUGCUUCUUCUGCUUGUGCCUAUAAUUAUGAUUCUCCUUCUGCAUCUAACUUUGAGUACAAUCCUCAUGUAUAUUCUGCUGAUUUCUAUGUUGAGAACAAUAUGACUCAUCCUCUAACUCCUGAGAGUGCUCCUUGGGAGCCGGUUCCACUUGAUAAGGAGGAUAUUCGUUGCGUUUUCAACACUGGAUUGAUACAGUUGCUGCCCCAGUUUCAUGGUUUUGCAGGUGAAUGCCCACAUAAACAUUUAGAGAAGUUCUAUCUCAUUUGCUCUACAAUGAAACCUCCAGAUGUCCCGGAUGAUCACAUUUUCAUAAGAGCAUUUUCACACCCAUUACAAGGAGCAGCGAAAGAUUGGGAAUAUUGUCUUCCUCCAGGAUCCGUUACCAGUUGGGAAGAUCUUGAGCAUCAGUUUUUGAGCGAAUUCUCCCCUGUGCAAUAUGGUUACAACAACGAUCCUGGGUGGAAUGAUCCUAGCUUGGGAUGGUAUGAUGCUCCACAACAAUAUCAGAAAGCACCAUCUCAAAAUGCUUGUAUGACUCCACCAGUCCAGCAAUACCAGAGUCAGCAACAUGAUGCUCCUGCCCGAAUAUCUCCUCAGCCUUCUACUUCUGAACCUACAUUGGAGGAGUUACUGAAGUAG
This is a messenger RNA of Vigna umbellata (rice bean), 1502 nucleotides long. Lineage: Eukaryota; Viridiplantae; Streptophyta; Magnoliopsida; Fabales; Fabaceae. The record is from RefSeq and is a predicted model, not a curated record.